AUGGAAGAGCCAGCACCAGUGGAAGGCCAGGGCCAGCUCCCAAGCCCCCACCAGGGCUCUCUGAGGAAAGCCAUGGCAGCUGCCCUGGCCCUUGAUGGGGAAUCCACACUGGGUCGCAGGAAAAAGAAGAAGAAAGAGUCCCGCCCAGAAUCUAUUAUCAUCUACCGGUCAGAGAGUGAGAAACUGGAUGAGAAGCCUGGGGAAUUAGAAGGUGGAGAUCAGCCUAAAGAGGAGGAGGGAGAUGAUUUCCUAGACUAUCCUGUGGAUGAUGGUAUGUGGAACAUGCCUGUGGACAGCCGCUAUGUCACAUUAACUGGGACCAUCACCCGAGGGAAGAAAAAGGGGCAGAUGGUGGACAUCCAUGUCACAUUGACAGAGAAGGAGCUGCAGGAACUCACCAAGCCUAAAGUGUCUUCAAGGGAAAUGGCCCCUGAAGGCAGAAAGGCCUGCCAGCUGGGAGCAGACCGUGGGCCCCAUGUGGUCCUCUGGACGCUGGUCUGCCUGCCUGUGGUUUUCAUCCUCUCCUUCGUGGUCUCUUUCUACUAUGGCACCAUCACCUGGUACAAUAUCUUUCUUGUGUACAAUGAGGAGAGGACCUUCUGGCACAAGAUCUCAUGCUGCCCCUGCCUCAUUCUCUUCUAUCCAGUGCUCAUCAUGGCCAUGGCCUCUUCCCUGGGCCUCUAUGCUGCCGUGGUCCAGCUCUCAUGGUCCUGGGGAGCAUGGUGGCAAGCUGCCCGGGACAUGGAGAAAGGCUUCUGUGGCUGGCUGUGCAGCAAGCUGGGUCUGGAAGACUGUUCUCCCUACAGCAUUGUGGAGCUGCUUGAAUCUGACAAUAUCUCAGGCAAUCUGUCCAACAGGGAUGCCACCCAGGAUGUAGAAACAUCCACUGUCUAA
Messenger RNA from Lipotes vexillifer (Yangtze River dolphin), 894 nucleotides. RefSeq names its product transmembrane protein 169 (gene TMEM169). The record is from RefSeq and is a predicted model, not a curated record. The transcript is spliced from 2 exons. The coding region runs from base 1 to 894 and encodes 297 amino acids. NCBI's taxonomy places the organism in Eukaryota, Metazoa, Chordata, Mammalia, Artiodactyla, Lipotidae.